UCCUGCCCAUGUGUGACUUGUCACCUCAUUCUGUAAGACUGGCACCAGUGGAGAUGCAGAGGGAGAAGAUCCCUGGGAGGAAGCGAGGCCGGCCCCCACUUCACUCCACACCUGUGAAGAUGGCAGUGCAUAAUCUUUACUCUGCUUCCACGGGCUCUUUACCAGCAGUGAAGAUGGCAAAGAAGAGGGGGCGGAAACCUGGGUACAAGAUCAAGCCUCGGGUACUUAUGACUCCCUUGGCCCUGUCACCCCCACGGAGUACCCCAGAGCCUGACCUCAGCUCCAUUCCUCAGGACGCAGCCACCAUUCCCAGCUUGGCAGCCCCACAGGCGCUCACAGUGUGCCUCUAUGUUAACAAGCAGGCCAACGUGGGGCCGUACCUGGAGAGGAGGAAGCUGCAGCAGCUCCCGGAGCGCCUGGGGCCUGAGAGGCCCACAGCUGUCCUGCAGCAGGCCGUGCAAGCAUGCAUCGACUGUGCACACCAGCAGAAGCUGGUCUUCUCCCUGGUAAAGCAGGGCCACAGCGGUGAGCUGGUGUCAGUCUCUGCUUCCUUUGAUGGAAAACAGCAUCUGCGGAGUCUGCCUGUGGUGAACAGUGUGGGCUAUGUCCUCCGCUUCCUGACCAAACUGUGCCGCAGCCUCCUGUGUGACAACCUCUUCAGCCACCUGCCCUUCCCCGGGAAUCCCAGUGCCUCUGAGAGGGCCCAGGAAAGAGAAGAUAGGAGAACAGAGUCAGCCAAGGCAGCCACUGCCGAAGAGUGCCUGGUAAGCCCAGUGGGCAUGAACCGCUACAGCCUGGACCCCUCCUCCAUCGCCUUUAGUCCCAGGGGCUCCUUGACCUCCUCUUCUUCUUCCCCCUCCCCCUUGCUGUACUGCAAGAGGUUGAACUCUGGAGAUGGCCAUCUUGGGGGAGGCCCUGCCACCACCACCAAUGGUUUCCAUACCAAUCUCAUGUCCACUGGAGGCCCACUGGCACCUGGAUUGAGGCUCCCAGCCUCCAGCCCCAAGAGGAACGGGACAUCUAUUGAAGGAAAUAGCAGUGCCUCGAGCCCCUGUCCAGAGGGGCAGGACACCAGGCGGCCAAGCAGCAGAAACCCUUCCACCUGGACUGUAGAGGAUGUGGUCGAGUUCAUGAAAGACGCUGACCCUCAGGCUCUGGGGCCUCAUGUGGAACUCUUCCGAAAGCACGAGAUUGACGGCAAUGCACUAUUGUUGCUGAAGAGUGACAUGAUCAUGAAGUACCUGGGCCUGAAGCUGGGACCUGCCCUGAAACUCUGCUACCACAUCGACAAACUGAAGCAAGCCAAGUUCUGAAGUUCUUCCAAAGCUGGAAGUCAAACCCAAGAUAACAGUCCUUAAAUUUAUCUUCUGCCUCCCUGGCGUCCAGCCAGUGCCACAGUUGGGUCUCCUCUUAAAAGAAACAGCCACUAAGUCUUGGUGUUUUUAUAAAAUGCGUGCAUCUUUGCCUUUUUACACAUUUCACGUGGCCCUCUUUGAAAAAUUCAUUUGUAUUAAUGGUUUGCUAAAAAAUUACAAAAAGCCCUUUACCUUUAA
Messenger RNA from Nannospalax galili (Upper Galilee mountains blind mole rat), 1553 nucleotides. It is a transcript of the gene Scml4, whose product is annotated as Scm polycomb group protein like 4. The record is from RefSeq and is a predicted model, not a curated record. The transcript has 7 exons. NCBI's taxonomy places the organism in Eukaryota, Metazoa, Chordata, Mammalia, Rodentia, Spalacidae. The coding region runs from base 9 to 1313 and encodes 434 amino acids. Gene Ontology annotation, molecular function: protein binding.